AUGUCUCACAUGAUUGGAGAUGGUGUGGCGCACUCACAUCUAGGGCAAGACUCACGGCAGCAGCAGAAGCAGUGGCGUGCACCCACCGCACUUAAGGUAUACUCCGCUCACAUGGCUAACAGGCAUGAGAACAGCGGUAGUGGCAGUAGCGGUUUUAAUUACUUCGGCAAUGCCUCAGACCAGCUGCCCAGUCACGCGUGCCCUAUGCCAGCAGUCCAUGUCUCGGAAUCUCUAAGUAAGCGCCUGCGAGAGCGAACGCUUGAAGCGGGGCAACCGCAGUUGCGUUGGAUCCCCUUACACGCCUCUGCUGCUGCUGCUGCUGCUGCUGCUUGCAGUGAAGUGAGGCCCACACAGGCGGUGAUGGCGACCAAUUUUGCACACAGGCAGCAGCAGCAGCAGCAGCAGCAAGAACAAUUCGCGGAGGUGUUACCCAGUCGACUGCAGAAAAAUGUUGAAAGCGACAAUAAACUGCUGGAAACCUCAUUGGCGGCCCUGCAGUUGUAUUCACGGCACUGCGAGGAAAUGGAGUCGCGGGGAAAGGACGUUGCUCAAGCAGGUAUCCAAGGCAAUGGUACGACCAACACCGUCCGUGCCGGCCCAGACCCUUGCAUUGUUGGGAAUAGGAUUCACGAGGUACAAGCUCGUGCAGAGCGAAGUAUAAUGGAGAAAGUGUGGAUAGGGCCCUACACCAUGCCAACAGCGGACACGCAGGCAGAUCCAGCGGCAUCCAAGACAAAGGCUCUCGCUGCAGCAACGUUGCGUGCCAAGAAGGCAAAACGAAUCUUUGACACAAAACGAGUUAGGAUAGAAAAGGGAAUAAAUAAGGAGCAGAUAACAGAGGUGGGGAAGCAGCAGUUCCCUGCGAAGCAACCGAGCCCAAAUCGUAUCAUUUCCUGGUCUGCGCCCGGUAGUACCCCGGUGCAGAAAACCCACUGGACAACAAGACUGACAGAGUUAAGGGCAUGCGUCGGUGGAAAAGACGGUGCACCGCAGCCUCGCGUCAGGGUGGGACACUUAUCAGCCAAUAACGUAAAACAGGCGCGUAACCCCGCCCAAAGUCACUUGUUGCCAUCGCGCCUGGAAGAGCUACGACAGCAUGCUAAAAAGCACAGUACGAGCAACCACAGAAUGGCGGCGCGACUAUUGCCGCUCCAGCAAAUAAACAUAGCAAAGAGCCCCAUGACGUGUUGGACUGGUGCGGUCCAAGUCGCUACGGCCCCUGCCGCACCUUCUGCAGCAAAGAUGCAAGAAAGAGGUGUUUUUAAUGGUAUGUUUUCUGAGGGCGCUUCUUGCAACGUCUCUCAAUAUGCCUUUAAUGCAGGAUCCGGCGGCAAAGCGUUGGUGCAACCUGUGUUUUUGGAUUCCAAACGUCAGGCCAUUCACGCUGUAUUUGACACGUGUAGCUUGCUGAAGGCCAACGAGUUUAACUUAGAUUGGGCAAUGCAGCACUGUGUAGUAUGCAUUCCCUUUGACGUCAUUGCGGAGUUGGAUGGGAUAAACAGAAGUAAGGGAUGUCAUCAUCGUGGGAAGACAGAGUCCAGUCAACUGCGUUUUUCAGCCCGGCAGGUUCGCAACUGGAUUAGCGGCGCCAUUGAAAAAGGGGGCAACGUACGUGUGCAGCGUCGCUGUGAGGUGGAGGCGGUGUAUGACCGCAAGGUUGCGACAAAAGAUGACUCCAUUCUGGGCUUUGCCGUGUUUCUGGAACAACAGCACCUGGCCGUGGAGUUUAUCACCAACGACAAGUUCCUCCGUGUAAAGGCGAUCUCGGAGCUGAAGGGAGGCGUAUACAACUUAAGCGAAUUCCUGCAGCGCCACCGUCGUUAG
Messenger RNA from Trypanosoma rangeli, 1824 nucleotides. RefSeq lists its product as uncharacterized. The record is from RefSeq and is a predicted model, not a curated record. The coding region runs from base 1 to 1824 and encodes 607 amino acids. The transcript has a single exon. Lineage: Eukaryota; Euglenozoa; Kinetoplastea; Trypanosomatida; Trypanosomatidae.